AUGUGGUCCACUUCCUUGUCAUCCAACCUAGCAGCUGCGUAUGCGGCGGGUGUUUUGUCGCUUGAGGGGGCGAUUGUCACGGCGUACUACCGUGGGUUGUACAUGUCUGCCGGCCUUGAAGCAGCAGACUGCAUCCCAGGGGCGAUGAUGGCGGUGGGACUGUCAGCAGCUCAGCUAAAGGUUGAGUUGGGGGCGUAUGCAGACCGGCUCACUAUCGCGGCUAUCAACAGCCCUUCUAGCGUGACGGUGUCGGGAGACUUGGACGCAGUCACGGAGUUGAAGGAGAAGUUGCUUGCUCGGAAGGCGUUUGCCCGGCAGUUGAAAGUCGAGCAAGCUUUUCACUCGCACCAUAUGGCUCCCAUGGCUCCGCGGUAUCAGGCCGCGCUGGAGGGGAGGCAGUUAGUUGUUUGUUCGCAGAAGCCUACCGCUAGGAUGUUCUCUAGUGUCACUGCCCGUAUCGUCUCCGACUCCGGGUCGCUCGGGCCGGGGUACUGGGCAGCAAACAUGGUCCAACCAGUUCGGUUCUCUGACGCUCUCACUGGAGCGGUUCUGGAUGAGGAGGAGAAACCAACAGUGGAUAUCCUUCUUGAAAUUGGCCCUCACCCAGCCCUCAAAGCUCCCGCUAAAAAGUCCUUAAACUACUCGGGCUAG
Messenger RNA from Podospora pseudopauciseta, 651 nucleotides. RefSeq lists its product as uncharacterized. Gene Ontology annotation, molecular function: fatty acid synthase activity. Gene Ontology annotation, biological process: fatty acid biosynthetic process; secondary metabolite biosynthetic process. The coding region runs from base 1 to 651 and encodes 216 amino acids. NCBI's taxonomy places the organism in Eukaryota, Fungi, Ascomycota, Sordariomycetes, Sordariales, Podosporaceae. The record is from RefSeq and is a predicted model, not a curated record. The transcript has a single exon.